UCAAUCUGACACUUUUGCAUUGAAGGGAAAGUUUUCCGUCGUGCACGUGUUUCAAAUUUUCGAAGUUAGUUCCGUAAACGACGACGUGAAAGCUUGAAGUCCUAACUCUUCCGGUUAGCGCCGCUCCCACGGUGUUUGGUCACAGCUCAUUCUAAAAGCAGAUAAUCACACCAGUAAUGAAGCAGCCCUCAGAAUCCUGCUUGUGCUACUCCGAGGUGCUAAUAUGAAGAAAAAAAAUAAUAAUAAUGUAAGCCUGGUUGAUUAAACUCUUAUCCAGCGACCAAUAACACCUUAAAAAAUACCACCACUGGAACAAAGGAUGUGUGGUGGUGGGAAAGAAAAAAAAAAGAACGACAAACCCGUCUGUGCUUGCAAUAUAAUUACAGCCACUUGCAUAUUUCUGUCUGUCAUUUAAAAAUGAGUGUCUGGGAGCAGGAUAAUGGGAAUAAUCCUUCUGCCCAUUUUCAAAUUAAAUUUCGGUGUUCAUGGUGAGAGGAGUGUGUGUGCGCACGUCUCUCGGAAGCAAAUCCCUCCGUUUGAAUAACUCCCCUCCAGGCUUGAUGGAUGUGAUACAGAUAUUAGAUUUCCAUCACUUCAAACUCUGAAGUUUCUGCCACCGGGUGACUAAAUAAUUGAGGACUUCUCCCAUAAAAACGCAAUAUAUCUGUUUGAGGAAAAAAAAUGUUGCUUCCUCAAAUUUUUCAGUCAAUAUUUCAAAAGUGGGGGAUGAGUCUAUCCCCGGCAGCACGGCUGCUCCGUGAAGCGCCGGCCCUUCAAAUCAUCCGCCGUCACACCUGCGUUUAUUUUAUAAAGGAUCGUGUCAGAUCUUUUGAAGCUGCUGCCUCAUGUGAACAUAUUAUAAUACACUUUUUCAUAUAUAUUAUUAAGGAUUCAUCAUGUUUAAGGUGACACCAGCAUACUAAAGGUCAAAGCAGCCACAUCAUCUGCAGUCAACAACAGCGAGGAGAUGGAGGGGUGGAGAAGGUCACCAGACUCCAUUACAAAAUUUCCCAAUUUUGUUUUAUCAGCUUACCUCGGACGGUGGAAAUUACUGGAAACGCUCAAGUGGAACAUUUUGUCCCCACAUGCCUCCUCAGAGAGCGCAGCUUCCGAAUCUGGCAGCCAUUUUGAGUGCCAAUAAAGCUUAUCGGACGGCAUUUUAAACCGUUUAUGUGCUCAGAUGUCAUGUUGCAGCGUUACUGAUGUGUGACCGGGGCUUCUCGGGCCUCCCACUGUUUACUUCCUUCCACAAUCACUGUGACAGUCGGCUGUAAGAGGAGCAACAAUAGCAUCAAACAGCCUCUGUGUUCCUGACACUUCUAUCACAUAAGUGAGCGAGGGGGUUCUGCCACACACCUGCCGACCUCCAGCCUGCUGGAGUAGGCGGAGCUUUUCAAGCAACACCUGCCUGAAUGUGCACCUGAGUGCUGCAGGCUUCGUCUCCAGGCUUCAUUCAGUGUCCAGCGGAUGUAGGAAUCUUUGGUUCUCCCCGUCGAUGGCUCAUCGCUUCUGACUGAUGGGCUGCGGGAACAGUAAGGCGCCGCCCGGGGCGUCCGAGAAGGGCUACGUGAGCGUGGUGCGGUCACUCGUGGCCUUCAAUAAAAAAGCACGUGGUGAUGACGACGAUGAGCCGAAGAAGGAGAAGCAGCGAGGCCUGUGGUUUAAGAAUCCUCAACCGGCAUCUGGCGUCCACCAGCAGACAGCCAGAGAUGGAGGACAUCGGGACAAAGUUGCCAAGUACAAGGACAAGUUCGACCCACGUGUGACAGCAAGAUAUGACAUCAAGGCUCUGAUCGGUCGAGGAAGCUUCAGCCGCGUCGUGCGUGUGGAGCACAGGGCCACUCGCCAGCCCUUCGCCAUAAAAAUGAUGGAGGUGGAGGCCCCAGAGGGCCGUGAGGUGUGCGCCGCGGAGCUGGCGGUGCUGCAGCGGGUGAGCCACUCCAAUGUGAUCCAGCUGAUCGAGGUGUUCCAGUUUCCGCAGAGGGUUUACAUGGUGCUGGAGCUGGCCACAGGUGGGGAGCUGCUGGAUCGUGUGGUCAGCAGGGGCCACUACACAGAGAGGGACGCUACACGAGCCCUGCAGAUGGUGCUGGCUGGGGUGGGGUACCUGCACAACCUGGGUAUCACCCACAGAGACCUGAAGCCGGAGAAUCUUCUGUACUACCACCCCGGGGCCGACUCCAGGCUGCUUGUUACCGACUUUGGAUUGGCCACUUCUGGCAGCACAGGAGCAGAGUCUGAGGAUUCUGGCUCUGACAGGACUUGGUCCCUUAGAACCACAUGUGGAACUCCGGAGUACCUGGCCCCUGAGGUGCUGCUGAGGAAACCCUAUUCCUGUGGCGUAGACAUGUGGGCCAUGGGGGUGAUCGCCUACAUUGUGCUGAGUGGAUCCAUGCCGUUUGAGGACGACAGUCGCACGCGGCUCUACAGAUCCAUUGUGAGAGGAAAAUACAGCUUCCAUGGGGAUCCUUGGCCCUCAGUGUCCAACCGGGCCAAGGAUUUCAUCCAACAGCUGCUGCAGCUGGACCCAGCCACCCGCUUAACGGCCGACCGAGCCAUCCAUCACCCCUGGGUGGUCACCAUGGCAGCCAGCUCCUCCAUGAAGAACCUCCAUCGAUCCAUCUCCCAGAACCUUAUGAGGCAGAGGGCAUCACGCAGCUCCUCCCGGUGCCCGAGCAGAACCACCGCGAGCACCGGCGGUUCCAGCAGCGUCGGCCCGGGAAGGCAAAUCUCCCAGCUGGACUGAGUCGGCCUCGGAGAGCCAUUGAGAUCCAGCCAGAAGGCCUGAGGAGCAUCAGCGCCAUCCAACUGAAGAUUCACAAGGAGGCUAAUGAGGGGAUGGGACCAGCUGCCCCCGAUUCACAGCUCAGCCAAAGUGUCUGGGACAGGUGUUGUGGCAUAAAAAAAAAAAAAGAAAAGUUUCCUGCCUUCUCUGGACCUCAGUCAUGUUCCCCUCCAGGCUGAGUUCCAUCCUCCAUUAGUUUCUCGUGGUCGGGUUAUGCUGUUAGUGAAUAUCCCUCAGAUUUGAGGUCCGGGCUUUAGUGAGACAGAGCUGUCCACCUCCACAAGGUUUCUCGCCCCUGGUUAUUCACACAGCUCAGACUAAUGGCUUCAAGGUCUCAUCUAGAUCAUUAUGAGUCACCACAUUACCUCGGCUGUGAAGAGGUUCAUUCCAGAAAUGAGAAAUUCAUCAUUCGCGGAAUGGGGGAGCCAAUCUUAGCGAGGAUGAUGUAAAAAAAGAAAGAAAAAAAAGUGGGAGAAAAACUAGCUUCUUCUGCUCUCGUCCUGUUUUUUAAAUAGAUUUUUUAACUCACCACCACCAGAUUUACAUUUUUCAACAUUUCUGAGGCAGGAAUGAGCAAAUAUGCUGUAGUCUUUUUCCCUUUUGUUGUCAGUCCUCCUACAUAGCAGCACCCACAACCACUGAAAGCACAAUCCAGAUAUUGUGUGACAGGCCUCUAUCAAGUUAAAAAAUGAGGCUCCGGGUUUGAAGAGCUCUCUUCUCUCCCCCAAAAUGUUAUGUAAGCUGUAAACAACACCAUUUUUUUUCUUUUUAAAUGUCAAAUUACCGUUUCUCCAGUGAGAAGUUGUUAAAUUAAAAUGGUAACGCAAGCAUGCAUCAAGAGGGGGGAAAGUUCUGAAAGUUCAUUAAAAUUGCAAGUAGGAUGCAAAACAUAAUUACCAAUGAAGUUUAAUCUUGUUUAGCAAUAUAACGCAUUAUACAUGGCGGAUUUGUUUCCCUGUUUUCUUUCUAAUCAUUCGUGAUUAAUGCGUUUGGUCGCAGAUGGUAAGUCAUGUAUCGCACUGUGGUGAGCUGAAUCUACAUGCGAGGAUAUGCAACAUCUGGAGGCAGGAUGGAUUCAAACAGAAGGAGCAGAGGAAGAAAUGAACCAAAAAAUGUAAACACGUCUUUGGAAAAGAGACUCAAAAAAAGUGUUUUAAUCAAAGAACACUGAAGAUUUCCCGACGACUUUUUCUGCUGAUGUUCUGCACAAUCGAGGCUCCGUCAGAGAAGGCGUAGGUUGUUUACUUUUUUGCAGAAAUGAAACACCACUCUGCUUCUGCCUCUCCAAAGGUAACUCGAGUCAGAGAGGGAAAUGAGACUUUCGCUUUAAUUUCUUCUUGUGCUGUUCUUGUUCUUUUUGAGCCACGAGCACCAAAUAAACAAUUGAAUAAAUUCAGUCAAUUAAC
Acanthopagrus latus (yellowfin seabream) is the source of this 4191-nucleotide messenger RNA. Its product is annotated as serine/threonine-protein kinase H1 homolog. Bases 1517 to 2746 code for a protein of 409 amino acids. The transcript is spliced from 5 exons. The record is from RefSeq and is a predicted model, not a curated record. Gene Ontology annotation, biological process: protein phosphorylation. Lineage: Eukaryota; Metazoa; Chordata; Actinopteri; Spariformes; Sparidae. Gene Ontology annotation, molecular function: protein kinase activity; ATP binding.